ACAAAAAUGAUUGUAACUGGAAUUUAGGUAAAAGAGUUCUCCAUGUAAUGCUUUCUCCUUUUAACGUUUAGAUGCUAUACCCCUACCCGCUGACAUUAAGAUACUCCUUUGCCUCCGUUUGUGUUCCUUUUAACGUAGGAAUUCGCAGGAAACACUGAUCAUUUUCUUGUUGUGAGUCAUUUGCUGAAAAAUCCAAUCAAUGUCACUCGUUAUAUAAGAAUUUAUCCAGUGGCUUGGAACAAUGGUAUUAGCUUACGAGCGGACUUCUAUGGCUGCAAAUCAGAAAUGGAAAUCCCGCAAACGGUAUGUGCUUCUCCGCUGGGAAUGGAAAACGGAAGGAUACCAAAUUCAGCCAUUGUGGCAUCGUCACGUUACACGUACUCCUAUAGACCGGAACGAGGGAGACUGAACAACCAGGGUAAUGUUUUCUAUCAAAAUAUCAUCGACCAUGAGAUUAAGCCAAAAGGCCUUAAAUAAAAACUCAGGAAAAUCAUCGGUGUAAUUUUGUACAUGGAAACGUGAAACUGUUUCUUUUAAGUGCCCUAUCGAAGAAUACAACAGAACAAAUUGGACAACCACAAGAUAGCGCGCUGGUUACGUGACUAAUCAUAACCAUAACCAUAACCAUAAUCAUAAUCAUAAUCAUAAUCAUAAUUAUAUAGAAAGAAAACCCUAUUAGUUAUGUUGAACUGAUCACUGAAGCUAACCACCGUACCCCCAAACGGCAUUGCAAUUACACCAGCAGGAUCAUCUACUGACUCGCACACAGUAAACAAUGGAUAAACCGCUCAGUCAAUUCACAUUCCUUGUUUACUUACGAAAACUAGUUACAACGAUGUUGAUCCUCGAUUGUGAAGGCUGUGUACUGUUUGAAACAGCGUUAAAUCGUGGAAUUGAAAAGUUCGCUUUUGUAAUUACGUUUGUUUCCAGAAAACACAAAACAGAUCUCAGAUGUACUUAGAGCAAAUACUCAAUAUCAUCAAUAUGAACUAUUAAAUAAGACUUUAUUCUGUAGACAUCAUUUGUCCUCCUUUCGUUUUCUAUAUUUCUUCAUUUCCCCUGUUUUCAAAUACAAUAUUAAAAGGAGGAUGGAUAUCUGACGAUGACUGGAAGGACAAUCAGUUUCUACAUAUUGACUUGGAAAAUGUUACCAAGGUGACCAGGAUUGCCACUCAAGGGACAUCUGAUAAAAACUGGUGGACAAAAACCUAUACCCUGGAUUACAGUUACGACGCGGUAACAUUCAAAACAUAUAACAAUGGUCAGGUUCUGCAAGGAAACAGAGACAGUGUUCAUACAGAAGGCCGCAUUCUCGAUCCUCCAAUCAUUGCUCGUUUUAUUAAAAUAAACGUUAAAACACACAAAGGAAGGCCGUCAUUAAGGGUGGAGCUGUACGGAUGCAGUAAUGGUAUGUAAAUUUUGCUCGUUUGCAAUUCGUCCCUUUGUACCUUGAGGAUGUAAUUAUAGUAGGUGGGUAGGUGGGUAGGAAAACUUUAUUUUUUUAAACACGCUUGCCACGUCAACUAAACAAGAAAAGAAAGAAAGCUGAUUUCCACAAGGGGCGUGUGGCCAUAAGAAGAAAAUUAAAACUAUCUUAAUUAUCUGAUGUAUAUAUAUCUGACAUACUUGUAAAAAAAACGUUCAAAGACAGUUCCAUCGGCCAUAAGCGCCAUGGCCACGCUCCUGGCUAGAACCCUGGCUAGGAGAUUGGCCCGUCACGCAUGCACGUGACAUAGGCCUAUUCCGCAGGGUGCCAUGCCAACACAGAACCCUCACACAAUGUUCUAGUACAACUUAACAUGGUGCCCAACUACACAGUCAAUGAUCAACGUUAUUUGGCACGGACAACUCAAGUCUAGCUAAGUGAAGGUGUCAGUAAAGGAUGCUCUCCUCUCCCUCCUGCUUUUGAUAGCUGGCCACCAGCAAACCACCAGCAGAUAGGCUAGUGACUGGGCCACGUCCCCAGUCUGGCCUUGACGGAAACCUCCUAGGUUCAGAGCCAAUGGCCAAGCCUGGGUUUGGGCACAACCCUAGCCCAGGCGAGAACCUAGCGGGCAUGUUUUUGCGAAAUCGCUCAGAUAUAUUACUAAUUAUUUGUAAUAACACUAAGACACCAAUUACUUUAACUAAUUUCUAAUGGAAAAGCAGCUAAGAUAUUCAAAAGUGUGCAACAUUAAUUCUGUUAUUAAAAAAGGCAAGAGUUUCCAAGUAGCAGAGUGCCGCAGGAAGCGAAUUCCCAAGUGUGCUGUACUACAACUAAAACUUUUCUUUAAAUUAAUAUUCAGUCACGGGUUGCGGUAACUGCACCAAAGUGGGGUUAUAAUACAGAGUAUUUUUCUUACCAGAGAAAAAAGUUUGCCUACUCAGAUACUUUUAUACAUUUGACACUUAAAUAAAGGUUCUUAUCUUACCUUAUCUUAUCUUAUCCUAUGUUAUCUCCGUUUUGAUCACCAAUCAAAAUAGGUUUCCCGAAGCCGAAGCCUCCAGUGUGUUUAGAAGCUCUUGGAAUGCAGAAUAAACAAAUUCUAGACUCUGCUAUAACAGCUUCCUCUGAGUAUCGAAGUGCUUCUUAUGGAAGGUUACAUUUCCUGCGCAGAUCAUGGCAAGUUACUGGUGGCUGGGUAGCACAAUGGAAUGACAAGGAUCAAUUUUUCCAAGUAAAUUUUAUUGACUGGAGAAAAGUAACGCGAGUGGCUAUUCAGGGAAGAGUGGAUGAAGAUCAGUGGGUAGAAAGUUUCAGCCUAUCUUAUGGAUUCGACUCGGUGUUUUUUCAAGAUUACACAGAGGAGGAAGAAAAGAAAGUAUUUCCAGGAAAUUUUGAUCGAUAUACACCUGUUAGUCACGAUCUAAAAAAUCCAAUUAUUACUCGAUACAUUCGUAUUAACCCAAUUACGUGGAAAUCCCACAUUUCUAUGAGGGCAGAGUUCUAUGGCUGUAGGGAAGGAUUAGAAAUCCCCGAAAUAGUAUGUGCAUCCCCGCUGGGAAUGGAAAACGGAAAGAUACCAGACUCGAGUAUUGUGGCAUCGUCACGUUUUGACCAGUUCCGGGGACCAGAGAGAGGAAGACUGAAUGAGAAAACGGAAGGAAACUUCAAAGGAGGAUGGGUGCCGUACUACUACCCGAAGGACUAUCAAUUUCUACAAAUUGACUUGGAAAAUGUUACCAAGGUGACAAGGAUUGCCACUCAAGGAUCAUUUGAUAUAAACUGGUGGACAAAAACCUAUACCCUGGAUUACAGCCAGGACGGGGUAACAUUCACAUCCCACAACAAUGGUCAGGUUCUACAAGGAAACACAGACAAAGUUCAUACAGUGGGCCACAUCCUUGAUCCUCCGAUCAUCGCUCGUUUUAUCAAAAUCAACGUUAAAACAUACCAAGAAAUGCCGUCAUUAAGGGUAGAGUUGUACGGAUGCAGUGAUGGUUUCCCGACGCCAAAGCCUCCAUUGUGUUUAGAAGCUCUUGGAAUGCAGAAUAAACAAAUUCCAGACUCUGCUAUAACAGCUUCCUCUGAGUAUCGAAGUGCUUCUUAUGGAAGGCUACAUUUCCUGCGCAGAUCAUGGCAAGUUACUGGUGGCUGGGUAGCACAAUGGAAUGACAAGGAUCAAUUUUUCCAAGUAAAUUUUAUUGACUGGAGAAAAGUAACGCGAGUGGCUAUUCAGGGAAGAGUGGAUGAAGAUCAGUGGGUAGAAAGUUUCAGCCUAUCUUAUGGAUACGAUUCAGUGCUUUUUCAAGAUUACACAGAGGAGGGAGUCAAGAGAGUAUUCCCAGGGAAUAAUGAUCGAUAUACACCUGUGAGUAAUGAUCUAAAAUAUCCCAUCAUUACUCCCUACAUUCGUAUUCAUCCAGAAUCGUGGCAUGAUCACAUUUCCAUGAGGACAGAGUUCUACGGCUGUAUUGAAGGUGAGAAUUAGCAAAUUCAGUCAC
Messenger RNA from Orbicella faveolata, 3924 nucleotides. RefSeq lists its product as uncharacterized. The record is from RefSeq and is a predicted model, not a curated record. NCBI's taxonomy places the organism in Eukaryota, Metazoa, Cnidaria, Anthozoa, Scleractinia, Merulinidae. Gene Ontology annotation, molecular function: calcium ion binding.